GAACGUUUGAAGCAAAUGAUACGCGAUCCGAUAUUCGAAACCAUACGUGAAUCCAUGCCACAUCCGGAUAAAGUUCUUGCGAAAUUGGUUGCCAUAGAGGCAGACUUCACGUCAGAUGAAUUUGUAAAAGAACCCUUCAAAACCGACCUGUUUAAUGAAACUGAGGUCGUCUUUCACGUCAUGGCUCAAGUACGGUUCGAUAUGGGCAUUCAGCAAGCCAUAGACGCAAACGUCACUGCCAUGGAGAGGUUGUUCAACUUCAUACGAGCCGCUCCACGUCUGCAAUCGAUCGUGCACGUCUCGACGCUAUACUCCAACUGCGACCGAUCGCAUAUCGAAGAGUGCGUUUACGACGAUCUUCGCUUUGGUGGGUUGGAAAACAUUCGGCGCAUCCUGGCACCGCUGACGGAAGCGGAAAAGGAAAAACUGAACUCCACCAUCCUGGGACCGAUGCCGAACAGCUACGUUUUUUCGAAAAAGUGCGCCGAAGUGACGAUAAAGCAUAACUUCUCGGAGCUUCCGAUCGGUAUCUUCCGUCCACCGAUCGUGACGCCGAGUUGUCGCGAGCCUGAGCCUGGUUGGGUGGGAUGUUUCCAAGGUGCGACAGGAUUAACCGUGCCCAUUCUGAAGCACCAGUUGCUAUGGUACUACGGUGACAGAUCGGCUCGUGCUGCAUUGGCACCGGUGGAUUACUGCAUUGGUGGAAUGAUCACGGCUGCCUGCGAUAUUCGGGCACGGUACGAGGAAGCUCGAGUGUUGGAGUCGUUUGAUAGAAAAGUUCCACCCGUACCGGUGUACAACUUUUAUUUCGAAAAGAACACCAUCCUCUGGGUCGAUUACAUUGCCUUCAUCGGAUCUGGACUACCCACUGCUAUGGGACGCAAGUUAAGUCCCGUUCGUAUGCAAAUAACUCAAUGGCGCAUAAUCUCAAGGAUCACCUUCUGGUUGCUGUACCUAGCGGCGUACAUUGCUGAUUUUCUGCUGGUUCUUCUUCGCAAACCUAGACGCAAUGUCCGAAACGUGUCCCUGAUUGAUUGGCUCGCAGAUACGGUGGAAUACUUCCGCUGCAAUACCUGGACGGCGCAGAACGAUAACACGAAGAGAAUGCGCUUGCUACUCGCCAAAGCCGACGAACCGUUGCUGGAGUUUGAUGCAGAUCGGAUUGAUUUGCAGGAAUACUAUCAGCAUUGCACCAAAGGGCUUUUGAAGGAACUGGAACGAAGGGAACUCCGAAGGCGUCAGAAAACGAAUAAUGAUGUCGAAAAAAAUGGCAGGCCCACCGAGGUGUCACGGCAGGAAGCAGCAACAGCAGCAGCAGCGUUGCGUUCGGUGCAUCUUCAAAACGGCCACGGCAGCAGCAAUAUGAGUGACACCUGCGGCUCGAAGGUGAUCGAGUUCUACCAGGACUCGGUCGUGCUGAUUACGGGCGCGAGCGGUUUCCUCGGCAAGGUGCUGCUCGAGAAGCUGCUCCGGUGUUUGGAUGCGCGCAAGAUAUACGUGCUCAUUCGCCGGAAGCGCGACUACAGCGCACAGAUGCGAUUAGAGCAGAUCCUCAAGUCGAUGCUAUUUGAUCGCGUUCGUACCGAAACCAAGGCAGCCAAGGGCCUGUUCGACCGAAUCGAGGCAGUUGAGGUGAAUUUCGAGCGAAAUGAUCUCGGCCUCGAGCCGGCCCUGCGCGAUCGAUUACGGCAUGAGGUGGAGAUCGCCUUCAACCUGCUGGCGUCCGUCAACUUCAACGAGGCGCUCGAUCAGGCGCUCGAAACGAACGUCGAGUGCACGCGGCGUGUCCUGUGUCUGCUCGGUGGCGCCCGGCGCCUAAAAUCCGUCAUCCACGUGUCGACGUUCUACUCGAACUGCAACCGGACGCUGAUCGAGGAGAAGAUCUACGACGACAUCGGUUUCGGUGGGUACGACAACAUCAAGAGCACGUUCGCGAAGCUGCAGGACGACCACAAACAGUUCCUGUCCCCGGUCGUGCUCGGUACGUUCCCGAACUCGUACACGUUCAGCAAAAAGUGCGCCGAGGUGGUCGUCCAGGAUAAGUUUGGUCAUCUGCCGAUCGGCAUCUUCCGGCCGCCUAUAGUGACCUCCAGCUACCGGGAGCCCGUACCUGGAUGGGUCGACAAUUUCAACGGACCGAGUGGCAUGGUGGUGCCACUCUCGCAGGGCCUGUACAGUGCCGCCCUGCUCGAUCCCAAAAAGAAGCCGUUCAUCGUACCGGUCGAUUUCUGCGUCAACGCGCUGCUGGUGUGUGCGCACGACGUCAGCAAAGCGAACCACACCAAGAGCAUUCCCGUCUACAACUACACCGAUGACUGCAACCUGUGGACCUGGGAUCAGGUGAUCAAUGGGUUUUUCAGUGGUCUCGGGCCGAUCCGGAAGCUAGUGGCUAAAUACUUCACCGGCACAAUCACGGUCAACCCGGUGCGGUACGCCAUCUGCAAGCGAAUCAUGAUGUUCCAGGCGUUCUGUCUGGAUCUGAUCCGCACGUUCACCGGAAAGGAGAAAAUAAUGCAGCGAUUGUUCUCGAAGAUGGUGACGCUGAGCGAAGUGUUGCGAUUCUUCUGCCUGAACGACUGGAAGAUGACUAACGCCAACAUCCGCCGGAUCAGCGACGAGAUGUCCCCGCUCGAGGCGGAGAUGUUCCCGCUCGACAUCAGGAAGAUCGACUGGACCGAGUACUACAGGAACUUCGUGCCGGGCGUGAUCAAGUACGCCGUCCAGCCGCGCAGCCCGCGCAGCCCCAGCAUCAGCGAGCGGAAGCUGAAGGAUUCGAAGCUGCGGGAAACGAAAAAGCUCAACAGCGGCCUGUUCUACCUGCUGUGGAGCUCCGUGUUUAUCAUCGCGCUGAAGAUAUUCAAAAACCUUUUCAACAAGGUGUGAAAAAACUUUCCAACUUCAAGUACGCUUCCAAUUUAUUUAGGUUGAAUUUAAGACGGAAAAUGGGACACGAACACACGUUCAGUGCACGCACGCCGCGUGCAAUCACAAACAAAACACACACAUAACAACACACACACUCGCUGGCCACGGGAAGGAUCAAUAUCGCAGGGGCAGGAUCAAUAUCGAGUGCGCGCCGCCACGGUCGGAAGCGGCACAACAGCCAGCAGCAACAGCAGCCGCAGAUGCAGCAAUAGCCAAUUACUUCUAAAUACGCAAUUAACAACAAACGGAAACGGAAACAUCAACAUUCGAAUCAUCAUUCAAAUAAAGCAUAACAACAACAACAACAACAACAACUUUGCCACUAGCUACGUAGAGCUAAGAUACCUGAAGUUCAGUGACAGAUUUUUUCCACAAAUGAUAACGAU
Messenger RNA from Anopheles nili, 3311 nucleotides. Its product is annotated as fatty acyl-CoA reductase wat-like. Gene Ontology annotation, molecular function: alcohol-forming very long-chain fatty acyl-CoA reductase (NADP+) activity. Gene Ontology annotation, biological process: long-chain fatty-acyl-CoA metabolic process. Bases 16 to 2883 code for a protein of 955 amino acids. Gene Ontology annotation, cellular component: peroxisome. NCBI's taxonomy places the organism in Eukaryota, Metazoa, Arthropoda, Insecta, Diptera, Culicidae. The transcript is spliced from 10 exons. The record is from RefSeq and is a predicted model, not a curated record.